GUGAGGAGAUUAUUGAUAGAACUUUGAAAGUCGAUAAUGAGGAAAUGAUGCAUCAGAUUGUUGAAAAAGUUCUUUGGGAAAAUGUAGAAAAACUUUUCAAGUUAGAUUAUGAUGAAUUUAUUCAGACAUGUAUAUGGAGACCUAAAAAGGAGGAUAAGCAGGAAAAUAUUUCUGUAGAAUGGUUUGUUUUACAAAUGGGAGCUAUAUAUGGUCACGAGGUAUUGGAAAAUCAACAGCUUAUAAAGAAGGCCUUGGAUCGUAAAAAGAAAUCAAAGGAGAAGAAAUCGAAAAAUAUUAAGAAUUUAUUGCAAAGUAAUGACUCUCUGAGUCUAGAUGAAGAUGAAAUAGCAAAUAUCAAAAAUAUAGAGUCGCAGAAAUUGGCUAAAAAAUGGCUUAAAAAUUAUAUCAAGAACUUAUGUGAUGCUCCGAAAAAAGAUAAAACCAUUAUCUCCCAUUUAUGGAAAGAUGCUACUACUCACGCUCAAAAAACAUGUCCCAGUAUUAGCAAAGCUGAUAUAACCAGAUCUUCAGACGCCUCUACGAGGCAUAAUGACUACCUUAAUGUAUUAGAUAAAAUUGCAGAUUCUAUUUAUUUAAAGUUAUCAGAUCUACUUUCAAAAUUGUCUAAGCUUAAUGUGGAAUAUAGAAAUGGGAUAUACAAAUUAAUUGUGCGAGCGCAGAAAUACAAGCCUGAUAUUACAAUUUUGAAACAAUAUAUAUUUCAAUAUAAUCUGGAAUCAGAGUGUGAAGCAUUAAUAGAUUUCUGA
Messenger RNA from Ambispora gerdemannii, 767 nucleotides. Lineage: Eukaryota; Fungi; Glomeromycota; Glomeromycetes; Archaeosporales; Ambisporaceae. The record is from the annotation of a GenBank genome assembly.